GCACGACGUCGUUACGGGAUCGGUAGCGAUUGUAUAGGGCCACUAUCGUGGCCGAUUGUUGCACGGGUGCACAACGUGGGGACGACGACGUCGCCGUCGCGGCAUUAGGUUGCGGAACGACGACCAAGCAGUAUGGACCGGUUCGCUUGUGCCGUCGUCGUUUUAGAUUAUCGCGCGCGCAGCAACCCGAAAAAUUACGAUUUUCCCCGUCGAUCCCGGUCACUCGUCGUCCGCGGACUCGCGAACACGAUCCGUAAGCGCGAUCGCGUCGUUUGCUCGGUGAAACCCGCCGGUCGAUGCGCGUCCUCCUGUUCAUCGGGCGUUCGCGAAAAGUAGAAGAUUUAGAGAGAAAAUAAUUAACAAACGUGAGCUGAAUAUUAAGCAUGUGACAUGUCGUCGACGAACAACGACUCCGAAGACGACGAUCCCAGGGUGCAUUCGUCCGGGAUGUCGUCGUCAUCCGCUCCGCCUUGCGGCAGACGUUACGAGCUUUCGAAAUCCGAGUUGCGAAAGAACAAUAAGCCAAUUAUGGAAAAGAAAAGGAGAGCCAGAAUUAAUCAAUGUCUGAACGAGUUGAAAACACUUAUAUUAGAUGCGCUCAAAAAAGACCCGGCAAGACACACGAAAUUGGAAAAAGCUGAUAUUCUGGAAAUGACGGUGCGACACCUGCAGUCCUUGCAUCGAGGUGGUGCAAGCAGUCGACACCCACCGGUGCCCGUGGCAGCCACUGGUCCAACGAUUGAAGCAUCGUCAUCGUCGUCUGCAGCUUUGACCGCGGUAGUGGUACAAAAGUUCCAAACGGGUUACCAAGAGUGCGCGGGCGAGGUGAACCGGUUCGUCGGACGGUUAGACGGUGUGGACGAUGACAUCAAGAAGCGGUUGAUGUCACACCUAGAUUCGUGCGUGGCCAAAAUGAGGUACGUCGCGGCGACUGCGGCCACACCACCGCCCGUACACAAUUACUCGUUGCAGCAACAGCAGCAGAUCGACCCGUUAGCAACGGCCCUGGUGCCGAGCACUGCGGCGGGCCCUCUGCAUUUGCUGCCCGACAUUGCGCUCGUCCCGUCACCCGUGCCACUGCCACCGCCCCCGCAGCCACCGCCCCCGCAGCCCGUCGGACGUCUUCGGACGAGUGCGUUCACCGCUGUGCACGGUUUGUCGUCGUCACCACCGAGGACCGAUCAUCGGUCACCAUACGGCGUGUUCUGCGACGAGCCCGCGGUGUCGUCCACCAGCUCGUGGGCCGAGGACGUGGCCGCGGCCGCUGCGGUUACGGAUAAGAACCCGCCGCUGGACUUCUCGAUGAAAAAGCCGAUGGCGACGGCCGCGUGCACUGGCAAAAAGCCUCUAGGUGACAUACCGGUAAACGUUCCUACUGCGGUCGCCUCGUCUUCCCACAAGACCGGCUCGGCGCCUGGUAGCCACCGCGUGACCCCCGCUACCAACAGGCCAACCGCAGCCCCCGCGGCCGGACCUCACGAUGGUCCCGGCACGGACCCGAACAUGUGGAGACCCUGGUAACGCGUCGCGCGCCCGUCUCUCGGUUCAUAUCACGUGUUCUACCGUAACCACGAAUGUGUUCUUUAUGUUUAACCACCAAUCAACCGAUCUUGGUUACGCAUUAUUGUUAUACCGUUUAAUCGUAAAAUUCAUCGCGAUGUGUGAUCGCGCGCGUUCAAAAGUCGGACGAAAAUAUCAGUUCUACCGGCCGUUGCAUGUUCACCUCGGUCACAUGUAACAAGGCCCACGUGUAACGCAUAACGGUGCACCUAAACGCGACCCUGCGGUCCGCCAAUCGGAGACAGUUGUUUUACGUGACAUGACACGGUACGGCGGUAUAUGAACUCGACAAAAUACUCUGUGUUACUAGAUUUAACCACUACAUUUUGCUUGUAAAACAUAUUUAUACGCAUAUUUUUUAUGACAUGUUACGAAGUUUGAUUUAGCGUCGUAUUCGAUGUGAAUCAUACGUACACGUGUAAUCACGUUGUUACAUUACAUUUAAGAAUAUCUAUGUUACCAAAGAUUCUAUAGAGCUAUAUAAUAUUUCUUAUUUAUGACUUUAUUAUUAUAACUUUUAAUUUUUUUUUCCACAGACGAUAUUGUAAUUUUUUUUUUUAAAUCGUUCAACACUUUUACAUCAUAUAUAUAUACACACACCUAUGUACACUAUAUGUAGUGCAUAGUAUAUGUCAUACCUUCUUCCAUUAUUUUCAUUAUUUUUUUUUUCUUUUAGAUUUGUUUAAUAGAUCCUUUUAUUGUUUGAUUGCAUAGGUCGAAUGACGCUUGUUUAAUAUUAUCCCAAAUGCUUAGACUUACGUAUUAACAUAUUUUUUUUA
Messenger RNA from Sipha flava (yellow sugarcane aphid), 2339 nucleotides. RefSeq names its product transcription factor HES-4-like. Gene Ontology annotation, molecular function: protein dimerization activity; RNA polymerase II cis-regulatory region sequence-specific DNA binding; DNA-binding transcription factor activity, RNA polymerase II-specific. Gene Ontology annotation, biological process: regulation of neurogenesis; anterior/posterior pattern specification; regulation of transcription by RNA polymerase II. The transcript is spliced from 3 exons. Gene Ontology annotation, cellular component: nucleus. NCBI's taxonomy places the organism in Eukaryota, Metazoa, Arthropoda, Insecta, Hemiptera, Aphididae. The coding region runs from base 391 to 1521 and encodes 376 amino acids. The record is from RefSeq and is a predicted model, not a curated record.